Molecule: messenger RNA, 257 nt
Organism: Symbiodinium sp. CCMP2456
Lineage: Eukaryota; Dinophyceae; Suessiales; Symbiodiniaceae
Source: the annotation of a GenBank genome assembly
GAGCUUCUUAGCGGCUCCGAUCGGGCGGUGGAGUACGUUGACGAGGUUGCCGAGAAUGCCCGCCAGCAAACCCUGGCAGAACUAAAUCUCGAGGAGAUCGAUCAGGACGAGUUGCCUGAGCCUGAACCUCACGAGUACUGUCCCCCACUGAAUUCGGUUCAUCUCGCCCUGUCGCUGAGUCAUGCCCUGGCGGCCAAGGUGGGCCACGGAAGCCUCGAGGAUGGGGAGGACUUCGUGGGAACGUUGAGUUCUCUGAG